Chrysoperla carnea is the source of this 2841-nucleotide messenger RNA. Its product is annotated as cytosolic carboxypeptidase-like protein 5. The transcript is spliced from 8 exons. Gene Ontology annotation, molecular function: metallocarboxypeptidase activity; zinc ion binding. The coding region runs from base 102 to 2795 and encodes 897 amino acids. NCBI's taxonomy places the organism in Eukaryota, Metazoa, Arthropoda, Insecta, Neuroptera, Chrysopidae. Gene Ontology annotation, biological process: protein deglutamylation; proteolysis. The record is from RefSeq and is a predicted model, not a curated record.
AAAAAUUCAAAAUGAAAUUGACUAUGUUGUGUAAUAUAUAAAAAAAAGUUCUUUUAAAAUAUUUAAACACUAAGAUAAUUCGACUUCGAAGAAUAUACAAUAUGGAACCAAUCGAAUGUGGUGGUUUCACUUUUUUAUCAGACUUUGAUUCUGGGAAUAUUUUACGGGCAGAAUUAGUGGCUAAAAAAGAAAAUCGGGUUGUUAAAGCUACAUCAUAUUCAGAUGAACCUGAUAUUGAAUUUAAUGUAUGGACAAAGCCAGAUUGUUUUGGAACGGUGUAUGAGAAUUGUAAUCGAACAUGGUUUUAUUUUGGUGUAAAAACAAAUGGUCUACCACAUGGUUUAGUUAAAAUAAAUAUUGUUGAUUUAAAUAAACAAACAAAAAUGUAUAGUCAAGGUAUGGUGCCUGUAACACGCAUUACACCCGGGAAUAAAUGUUCUUGGGAACGUUUACGCGAUAGAGUUACAUUCACUUCUGACGAUACAACAUUUAUAUUAACAUUUCGUUUUUUUACACCAGAAAAUAUAAAAAGUAUACAAUAUUUUGCAUUCACAUAUCCAUAUACAUAUGCUGAAUUACAAAAUCAUCUCUUACAAUUAGAUCAUAAAUAUUUAACAAUACCACCGGGUCCAGCACACAUUGAUGAUAUCUAUUAUGUGCGUGAAUGCGUAUGUAAAUCAUUAGAAGGACGUCGAAUUGAUUUAAUUACAAUAUCAUCAUAUCAUAAUAUUACAUUUGAAAAAGAAACACGAUUAAAAAAUUUAUUUUCCGAUACAUCUGUCAAUCGACCAUUCAAAUUUCAUGAUAAAAAGGUUGUAUUUGUAAGUGCACGAGUGCAUCCAGGAGAAACACCAGCAAGUUUUGUAUUCAAUGGUUUUCUAAAUUUAUUAUUAAAUCGCGAUAACAUUUAUAGUGUAAUGUUACGUCGUUUAUAUGUAUUCAAGUUAAUACCAUUUUUAAAUCCAGAUGGCGUUGUACAUGGACAUUAUCGUACUGAUACACGUGGUGUUAAUCUUAAUCGUUUAUAUUUAAAUCCAACAUUCACUGAUCAUCCAUCUGUAUAUGCAGCUAGAGCAUUAAUCCGUUAUCAUCAUCAUGGAUCUGAAUUACCUGAUGAUAUGCUUUUACAACAACGACAAUAUAGUCAUAUCACGAAUAAUCCAUCAGCUGAUAGUAUAUCAAGUUCGAAUUGUUCUUCGAAAACUAAUAAAGAAUAUAUUAAUCAAAAAAUAUGUGACCGUAGUGUUGAACAAAUUAAUAGCGCACCUGAUAAAACGUCUGUUCUUGUUGAGGGUGAUCGGAGUAGUAGUUCAACACCAUCACCUGAUAAUGAUGAUGUAAAACCUGGACAAGAUUCGGGUUUAUUUUUAUAUAUAGAUUUACAUGGGCAUGCAUCGAAAAAAGGAAUAUUUAUGUAUGGCAAUCAUUUUAAGGAUCAAACGUCGAAUGUUGAGUGUAUGCUUUUACCAAAAAUCAUGUCAAUUAAUAAUUCAAAUUUUCAUUUUUUUGCCUGUAAUUUUACUGAGCGUAAUAUGUAUUUAAAAGAUAAGCGAGAUGGUUUAAGUCGUGAAGGGUCUGGGCGUGUUGCUGUACUAAAAUUAACUGGUCUAAUACGAAGUUAUACCCUCGAGUGUAAUUAUAAUACUGGACGCAUUGUAAAUGCAUUACCUGCUCCACUGCGUGAUGGAUGUGCAAAACCUGUUACGAGUAAUAUUGUACCGCCAAAAUUUACACCACAUAUUUAUGAAGAAGCUGGAAAAGCAUUAGGACCAUCCAUAUUAGAUUUAACUGGUGAUAAUCCAAAUUCAAGGAUACCAAAUUCUGAAUUCCGUUCAAUACAUAAUAUGCGUGAAUGGUUGAAAUGGUAUUUAAUUGGACAAUUGGGUUCACCAUCCGAAAAUGCAAAAUCAUUGUCACAGAUUCCUCGCCCAGGAGCACGAAAAACACCCUUAAAAACAUUAAUGAAACCAAAUCGUUUAAUACCAACCACUAUCGCUGUCCGUAAAACAGAUCGUAAAGAGAAUCUCAGCAUACAAAAUAAAAUUCAACCAUCAUGUUCGAACACACUACCCACACGCUCAUCAAAAUCAACCGCUGUACGUUCUAAAUUCACAACUCCAACAAUAUCCAGUAAUUUAAAAACGAAAGAUAACGUUAUCCAAAAUUUAAAAACAUCUGGUGAUUAUAAUAAUAAAUUCAAACGACAAUCGCUAACAACAUCAAAUGUAAGAAAUCAAGAAAAGCAAAUCGUAAAGCAAGAAAGUGAAAUCGUAACAAAACAGGAACCUAAAAGAUUACGAACAGCUACACCAACUCUUGGUGGUACAUCAUCGUCAUCCUUAGAACGACCAACAAAUGUUACACCCCGACCAUUAUCGUCUAAUCCUACUAGUCAACCAAUCGCAGAAAAUCGUUUAAAAUUACGUGAAAUCUGUCUGUUAAAAACUGAUUUUAGUAAAAAAUUUGGAGCGAAUAAAUAUGAUAUUCCAUCGACGUCGAGCACAUGUAAGGAGACAAUUAAUAAAGAUUUAUUAAUUGAAUGGAAAGAAGGUACACAUGCUGAAGGGACAUCUGGAUAUGUUGGUAUUAAAAAGAAAAAUACUACAUCAAAAAUUGUACCAAAAUAUCAAGUGCCGGUAAAACAUUCACCGAUUAAACAUGAUUCGAAACGUUUGAUGACCAUUAAGAAAUUACGAUUACGUAAACCGUUACGUAGGUUAACAACAUCGAAUGAUAUAUCGUAUGGAUUAAUAAAAAAUAAAAAGAGAAAAAAGAAAAAAGCAAAAUUUAUUUAGUUAAAAAAAAUGUAUAGAAAAAACACACACAAUGUUCUGUUUUAUU